CUUUAACGUUUAAUAUUAUGCUCCUCAAACUUCUGGACACUAAAUCAUUGUUUCAGUACCUAUUAGAUGUCAGUCGUUUUCAAAGCUGAAGGAUUCAUUCUAUUAGACCACGGACAGACCCUAACAGCACCAAGAGUUUGGAAAAAUGGGGACAGUUCUUUAUUACACCCUGUACCGGGACUAUUCUACCAGCCAAAACAGUACUUCAAAACUAAGGCAGAUUCAGAAAAAUGUAAUCUUCGGGAUCUUUUCACACAUUUAGGGUAUCCGUACAGUAGUGGUGCUGAUAUCCUGACUGAUGAGAAUACUUCUAACAGUCUGCCGGAUCAUACUUGUAAAAAGAGAAAAACAUUUCCGCAAGUUUACAAAACAUGGAAUUGGUUGGAACCUGGGGCUGUUCCUUCUUUUAAAAACUCUACCCUUGCUAAACAGUGUACAGAAAUAAUAGGUACUGAUAUUCUUCCUUUUCCGGUGCAGCUUAAUAAAUCUUUGUCGCAGAAAGUUAUCUCUUCUAACAAUGGCACCAUGGCUGCUGACAUCCAUCUUAAAUCUUCCGGAAUAUUCAACAAAUACGUCAGUAAUUCUUCAGCCAGGACCAUCAUCGUCAAAUGUGUAGACAACUCUUACAUAAUACCUCCUAACUCCUCCUUCCUCAUGUCCGAUAUCUCUCACGUGAAUUCUCUCCUCACAUUUGCUCCUUCAUCAAAGUUUCACUUCAUAGUCAUGGAUCCACCAUGGUCGAACAAAUCAGUAAAGAGAAGUAAACACUACACCAUGCUCUCCACUCAAACUAACCCUCAUUCUACCCCUCAUUCUACCCCUCAAACUACCCCUCAUUCUACCCCUCACUCUUCCUGUCAGUUUACCAAACACAGAGCAUAUGAAGAUGUAGGGUACAUGUUUGAUAAGAUAGAUGUGAAGAGUCUACUACAUGAUAAAGGUAUGAUCGGAAUGUGGGUAACAAACAACACCGCCCACGUGCAACAUGUUUUGAAGGUGCUGUUUCCGAGGUGGAACUUGGAGCUGAUAACAGUUUGUUUCUGGCUAAAGGUCACCAGCAGCGGGGUACCUGUUGUGCCCUUUAUCAGUCCUCAUAAGAAACCAUAUGAGCUGCUCCUUGUGGGAAAGGCAAGUUUUGAAUUAGACUCUGUUGGUCCGACAUCAGAAGAUGUUGAGAAUCUGGUAUCUUUUCCUUAUAGUCAGUUGGAUGGUUCAAGUGAUCCGAGUAAGUCCCAAGAUCAAGAUUCUGUAAAAAGUACUUCACAAAAAUGUAAAGUAAAGAAAGUAAUCCUAGCCAGCAUUCCUUGUGUACAACAUUCAAGGAAACCUCCCCUUGGAUUUCUGUACUCUGAGCUGAACAAGACUAAUAGUAUACACGAGCUUAAAGAGGAUAAAAGUGGAGAGGGUCCUCAUUUCUUGGAACUGUUUGCGAGAAGUUUGAAUAGUGGGUGGGUGUCCUGGGGUAACGAAGCCUUGCUCUUCCAAAAUUCUUCUUUCUUCGAGCUACAAAGCACAGACGGCUAG
Bolinopsis microptera is the source of this 1524-nucleotide messenger RNA. RefSeq names its product N(6)-adenine-specific methyltransferase METTL4-like. Lineage: Eukaryota; Metazoa; Ctenophora; Tentaculata; Lobata; Bolinopsidae. The record is from RefSeq and is a predicted model, not a curated record. Gene Ontology annotation, biological process: methylation. The coding region runs from base 67 to 1524 and encodes 485 amino acids. The transcript has a single exon. Gene Ontology annotation, molecular function: methyltransferase activity; nucleic acid binding. Gene Ontology annotation, cellular component: nucleus.